Messenger RNA from Mesorhabditis spiculigera, 639 nucleotides. The record is from the annotation of a GenBank genome assembly. NCBI's taxonomy places the organism in Eukaryota, Metazoa, Nematoda, Chromadorea, Rhabditida, Rhabditidae.
AUGGAUUUUCUAUUUUUCGUGGUUUUGAUAUCGCUGGCUUCCGCGUCGACGGUGCUGAAUGGGGCCGACAGGCAGGUUUCUCGAUUUAUGACGAUCGAUUUGGACAGUAAACUGACGUGCUACUACGAGCCGCUCGAGCCGGGGAUGAACGUCCGGUUAAAUUUGAGGACUUACCGCUCCGAGACGCACCAGCUUCAACUCCGCUUUUCGUCCCCGUCCGGCGAACUCUCGGAUUGGCAGAGCGGGCAGGGCCUGGUUCAUGCGUACUACAACGUCACCGAAAUAGGUGAUUACGAGAUCUGUAUCCAUUCGGCAACCCCAACGCGCGUCAGCUUGCACAUUUACUUCUUCGACCCGGCCCACAUCGAGGCCGAGCUCGCCAAAUGGCUAGAGGAGCACGAGCUCUCUAAUAAUGUACAGGAAAUUGUAAAAACCCUCGUCCACAACCUCUACAAAAUCAAGUACGCCAUAAAGUACUACAACCAAGUGACGGGCAGGGAUCAGGAGAUGCAGCAGAGUAAUUCCGACAAUAUUUCCAACUAUUCGAUAGCGUUCAGCUGCGUGGCCGUCAUAAUGGCUUUUGUGCAGGUCUACCUCGUUCGCCGCAUGUUUUUCGUCGACCAGAAGCGGAUAAGGAUC